AUGGCGAAUUUACCUAUUAAUCAAACUGAACAAGUAAAUGAAGAUGAAUCUUCUUCUUCUUCUUUACAUAACCAUCCACCAAGACGUUAUAAUCUUGAUAAUAUUGAUCUUGAUGAUUCACCAAUUAAAUCUGUUCCAUAUCGUUUUCAAGCUGGUUCCAUCAUUGAUCCUAUAACAUUUCAACGUGUUUUAAAUGAAGUAAUGAAUAAAGAAACACAAAAAGAACAACAAGCUCAUAAUUUACAUGAGCAAACUGGUGAUGAUGAUCAUGAUAAUGAUAUGAUGACAGAUACAAAUGCAAAUUUAUUUAACGAAACACAAUUUGAUGAAGAAUUAGAACGAGAUCUUCAAAAUUUAUCACAAGUUAUUCAAACUAAUCAACCUAUGAAUGACAAUUUAGCUAGUGAUGUGUUCGAUCAAUUGAGUCAAGUGUUAAGAGUACCAACAACAUCUGCAAAUCGAAUGACAACGAAUGACGACAACGAUGAUGAUGAUGAUGAUGAUGAUGAUCAGAAUCAUGAUAGUUCAAAGUUAUACUAUGGGCAUUUAAAUCGAGAAGAAAUAGCUCAACAAUUUAAUUUCAAUUUACAACCGACACCAACUCGAAUAAAUGAUCGAUUUAAUGCUAAAUCAUUUGCUAUUACAUCAUGGACAAAUGUUUCUAAGGAUUUAGUAAUGGAUUAUAUUAAAAAUGAAUUUGAUAUAGAUAAUAUUCAAUACAUAUGUAUAUGCGAAGAAAUUAGUGAACUCAAUCAUCGACGUCAUUUACAUAUUCAAAUUAAAUUUAAAACAAAAAUUGAUCGACGAGCACCAUUUCUUGAUCAAAUCACACAAACACAUUGUAAUUAUCAAGUAACACGAAAGAAUAAGGCAUGGAAUGGUUACAUAAAAAAAGGUGGUAAUUAUAUUGAAUAUGGUUCCUUUCAAUCUACACGACAGUCAUUAUUACCAUCAUCGGCAUCUACUUCAAUGGUUUCAACUCGUGCAAUGACAACAAGAGCAAAAACAGAACAACGACAACAACAAAAUAAAGAAAUUGCACGACAAGCAUUUACAUUAGCUGAAACUAAUGUUUAUCAAGCUAUGGAUUAUAUAAGACAAAUGAUGCCUGAUAAAUUUCUCGGUCAAAGUUCAUGGUAUUUAUCUACAUUUAAUUUUAUUAAUGGACGAAAACAACAACGUUUACGUGAAACUAGUAAAACAGAUAAAGAAUAUAUAUGGCCUAAUUCAUUUCCACAAUGUACACUACAAUUGAAAGAAAUUGUCAAUCAUUGGAUACGACAUCAUUUUGCAUGUGUAAACCGAGCUCAAUGUUUAAUUUUAAUUGGACCAACUGGAACAGGAAAAACUUCAUUCGCCUUAUCAUUACCAGGUUAUGUUAAUUAUUUUAAAGGAAGAUGGAAUUUAGAUUCAUGGCAUGAUUAUGCACGUUAUUCUGUUUAUGAUGAUAUACCAUGGGAUGAUUUUUCAAAAUUAAAUUAUCCAAAUAAAAAAGGUCUUCUAACACAAAAUGGAAGAAUGAAUGCAACAGAUAAAUAUCGACGAACAGUCGAAAUUAAAGUUCGACAACCAGCUAUUGUUCUUCUCAAUCCAGAAGAUGCUGGUUCAUUAACACGUGAACCAGUUACUCGUGAAGAAAAGCAAAUAGCUGAAUAUUGGAAGGAAAGAGCAAUUGUUUAUAUAAUGGGUCCCAACGAGUAUUUCUACCAACGUCAAAGACAUACUACAGAUUCUAGUCAAAAUCAACGUUCAAGCAAUGCAUCGGCAGGCAAUAACGAACAACGUCUAGGUGAUCCAGAUGAAUUCGAAACAAUGCGACGUGAAUGGGAAGCUAAACAAUAG
Messenger RNA from Adineta steineri, 1842 nucleotides. Lineage: Eukaryota; Metazoa; Rotifera; Eurotatoria; Adinetida; Adinetidae. The record is from the annotation of a GenBank genome assembly.